Messenger RNA from Sinocyclocheilus grahami, 1552 nucleotides. Its product is annotated as protein-L-isoaspartate O-methyltransferase domain-containing protein 1-like. Gene Ontology annotation, molecular function: protein-L-isoaspartate (D-aspartate) O-methyltransferase activity. The record is from RefSeq and is a predicted model, not a curated record. Lineage: Eukaryota; Metazoa; Chordata; Actinopteri; Cypriniformes; Cyprinidae. The coding region runs from base 123 to 1202 and encodes 359 amino acids. Gene Ontology annotation, cellular component: cytoplasm. Gene Ontology annotation, biological process: protein modification process. The transcript is spliced from 6 exons.
AUCCUCAGAUCUUGGCGUAGCUGAGAAUGGUCUGAGGUGAUUUGUGUGGGACACAGGCAUCACGACUGGGCAUCCCUGCGGAGAAUCGCUCCAGCACUUUCAUCUGGAUCUGUGAGGGGAUCAUGGGGGGAGCAGUCAGCGCUGGCGAGGACAACGAUGAAUUGAUAGACAACCUGAAGGAAGCGCAGUACAUCCGUACAGACCGCGUGGAGCAGGCCUUUAGGGCCAUAGACCGUGGAGAUUAUUACCUGGACAGCUACAGAGACAAUGCCUACAAGGAUCUGGCGUGGAAGCACGGGAAUAUACACCUGUCAGCGCCGUGUAUCUACUCUGAGGUGAUGGAAGCGCUGAAACUCCAGCAGGGUUUGUCUUUCCUGAACCUCGGCAGCGGCACGGGAUACCUGAGCACCAUGGUGGGCCUGAUCAUAGGUCCGUUUGGAGUAAAUCAUGGUGUUGAGCUACACAAGGAUGUGGUGGAAUAUGCAAAAGAAAGACUUGAUGAAUUCAUUAAAAACAGCGACAGCUUUGACAGGUUUGAGUUCUGCGAGCCACACUUUGUGGUGGGGAAUUGUCUGGAGAUUUCCUCAGACAGUCACCAGUACGACCGCAUCUACUGCGGCGCUGGAGUUCAGAAGGACCAUGAGAACUACAUGAAAAUCCUGCUGAAAGUCGGAGGAAUUUUGGUCAUGCCGAUAGAAGAUCAGCUGACUCAGAUCACUAGAACCGGUCAGAGCUCCUGGGAGAGUAAGAAUAUCCUGGCGGUGUCAUUUGCUCCUCUUGUUCAGCAGAGCAGGACAGAAGGCUGCAAGCCUGAUGCUGUGGUGCUCCCGCCGCUGUCUGUGAGGACUCUUCAGGACCUGGCACGAAUCUACAUCCGCCGGACCCUCCGCAACCUGACCAACGAGGAGCAACCAGCCCGCAACAACACACAGCGAGCGCCGCAGAAACGCAAACGCAGGCGCUGCCGCCGCCGCCGCCGCAUCAACACCUACGUGUUCGUGGGGAACCAGCUGAUUCCUCAACCCAUGGACAGCGAGGGGGACGAAUGCAUCGAGGAGGAGAGCAAAGAGGAGGAGCAGGAGAAAGACAGUGAGCCCGUCAAACCCGAGGAGCCGCGGGUCAACCAUCUGAGAGACAAAAUCCUGAGUCUGCCGCUGCCCGAGUCGCUGAAGGCAUACCUGCUGUUCUACCGCGAGAAAUAACACACGAGAAAUUGCCCGUAGAAGCAUUAAUCAACUGUGGUUAUUUCCUUCUCAGACUACUUCUGACCUUCAAUUUCAUAGUUUUUGUUUUUGAUAAUGUAGCAUAAUUUCAAGAUUUAAACGGGGCUGGGCUACAUUUGCAAGAGACGCUGGAUUUGAUUGUGCUUGCUGUGUUUGUUCUAAUGACUCAUAAUGUUGUAAUAUUCACAUUUUGAAUGUGAUUUUUCACUUCAGAGGGCCUUGGGGGUUUAGAAGCUUCUAGCUCACCUUGUUUGUAUUGAGAAGAGUUCGCUAAAUGUGAUGGAAGCUCUUUUUCACUGGCUUGUAUUGUAAGACCAGCUGUUUGAUGA